AUGAGCACGCCGGCCUCAGCACGCUUUCGCCUUCCAUGCGACGAUCCGACGCCCGACGCCAAGCCGCGGAACGCUCCACGGAACGAUGUGGUGGUGGACAUCGAGGUGCUGCGGACGGGCGACCCGAGAGGGGUGGUCGUCCGCCACGCGGUCGAGGAAGACCAUCCCGACGAGGUCGACCAGACGACCGACGAGGGCGGUGACCGGCCAAGUGAUGUGCAUGGCGCACUCACCCCGACCUUCGAUGCCCUAAGGGGCCGUCCUCGGCUUCGGCCUAGCUCGGACUCCCCGCAGGAGGCGCGCUUCGUGGUGAAGAGCAACGCCACGAUGAAAGCGGUGCGCGAGGCCCUGGCCGCGCACCUGGGGAAGCCGGAGCUGCUGAAGACCUGCCGCCUGGUGCAGCGCGUGGGAGAGAAUGGCGCCUUCUCCUCCUUCAAGGAUUCCGAGAAGCUGAACAGCCGUCGUGCCUUGCUAGUCCUGGGGGUCCCAAGUUUGAGGCUGGGCCGUGGUGAGCAGACGGCCAGUGAGGAAGCAGAGGACCAGCCGUCCCAGUGGGCCCAGCCUCGACUGGAUGAGCCAACUCAGGCGAGCGUCCAGCCGCCGGAGCCUCCAAAGCUGACGCUCCAUCAAGCUCUCGCGCUUCAGCGUGAUUUGCUGCAAGGCUUCUCUGAUUCCACCUUUCAAGCAAAGCGCAAGGCCUGGUCUUUCGGAGACGAGCCCGGUGAAAGGCAGACCGAUCCCAAGCGCUUCAGCGCGGAGCGGCAGAAGCUCUUUUUGUCGGUGCAGAAGGUGGUGUUGCCCAGGUAUGGCUUUGAAGCUGGUCCAAAGGGAGUCUUCGACAUGCUGGUACAAUUUGACCAGUCAGAGCUUGUCAUGAAUCCCACCUUCCAGCAACAGGCGGAGCAACCGCAGCGGCCGCUCAAGCUCAGCAAGCUCAGCCCUCAGGUCGUACACUCUCCGGAAGAGGAUGGCCAGGGGAAGCCACCAGAAUCCAAGACCAGAGCACCGCCGCAACCAGUGCGCUAUGAAGUAGCCGUGGACAUGGAGGUGGUGGUCCGACAUGCCGUUCAAGAAGGUCGCCUUGCUGAUGAGGAAGCGCGCUUUACGGUGAAAAGCAAUGCGACCAUGAAGGCUGUCAAGGAGGCAUUGGCCUCUCACUUGGGAAAACCUGAGUUGGUGAAGACCUGCCGCCUUGUGCAGAGUGUCGGGGACAGUGCCUUCUCCUCCUUCAAGGAUUCGGAGAAGCUGAACAACCGGCGCGCCCUGCUGGUGAUGGGAGUGCCAAGUUUGAGGACACAGGCCGCAGCACCGCCAGAAAAGUCGGAGAAGCAGUUCCAACCUGAGGAACGACGUCCAGCACAGGCUAGCCGAGCUCCACGUGUCGUGCAGCCGGAAGCUCCACCGCUGACGAUCCCUCAAGCGUUGGCGCUUCAGCGCGACUUGCUCCAACGCUUCUCGGAUCCGGAGUUUCAAUCGAAGCGCAAGGAGAAAGGAGUUGGCUUCAAAGAGUUGGCACUGCGACGAGUCGUUGCGGAUGAAUGGCAAAGCGACCCCAGACGCUUCAGCGCGGAGAGGCAGAAGCUCUUUCUGUCCGUGCAGAAGCUGGUCUUGCCACGCUAUGGCUUUGAAGGCAGUCCUAAGGGAGUCUUCGAGAUGAUGGUGCAGUUCGAUCGCCCGGAGCUUGUGAUGAACAGCACCUUUCAGCACCAGGGAGCUACCCUGAACUACCUCCUCUUUGCGGAAGACCUGCCCGAGCCUUCGCAGAUGGCACAGGAAACGGCACAGGAAACGGCGCCACAGGCCUCGAGGGCCGAGAAGUCGCCGUGCCCUUCGGGGAAAGGGCGCAAGCAAAAAGCACCACAAGCUGCAAAGGAUGAAGUGGUUGUGGAUAUUGAGGUGGUGCUGCGCCAUGCUGUGGAAGAGGAUCAUCCUUUGGAUGAGGAAGCGCGCUUCACAGUGAAGAGUAAUGCAGACAUGAAGCAAGUGAAGGAGGCCCUGGCGGCGCACUUGGGGAAGCCGGAGCUGGUGAAGUCCUGUCGCUUGGUGCAACGCCUGGGGGAGAAUAGCGCCUUCACCUCCUUCAAGGAUUUCGAGAAGUUGAACAACCGCCGUGCCUUGCUGGUCUUGGGAGUGAAUAGCUUGAGGACCGCCAGUGAAGAUGCUCAAGAGGAAAAGGAGAGGUCUGCCAGGAGAGAGGAGAAACCUCAAGAGGAGAAGUUGCACCCGCUGGAUAGAGAAGACCAAGCUUCACCAGAGGCGUGGGUGACCCCAGAGGCGGCCACCCUGGUGCUCAGGGACUGGCUUCCGCCAAAGGCGGAAGACCUGAUGGCGCUCUUCGAAGAAGGCGCCCUGGAGGCCACAGGGCCCCGCGCGCAGCCGGAGUCCACAGCGUCCAGCCAAGGCGUGAUUUGCUGCAAGGCUUCUCAGACGCAGAGUUUCAAGCCAAGCGCAAGGCAAAGCAAGCCAAGACGUUUCAGUGCCGAACGGCAAAAGCUCUUUCUCUCUGUGCAGAAAAUUGUGUUACCCAGAUAUGGCUUUGAGGGUGUCUUCGACAUGCUGGUGCAGUUCGAUCGCCCCGAGUUUGCUUCCAAUCCGACCUUCAUGGAGCAGGGCGCUACUCUGAACUACCUCCUUUUCCCAGAGGAUUUGCCCGGCGGCUUGAACAACGCCAAAGAGUUUCUGCAGGCCCAGACCGUCGAGCGUACGCCGCCGCGGGCGGAGCCGAGACCUCCGCGGGCCGCGCGGAAGCCGCGGAAGGCAGCCGAGCCGCACCGGCUGACGCCCGCGCAGGCGGUGGCGCUGCAAGAGGUGGCGCGAGACUUACGGCAAGGCUUCGCGGACCCCACGUGGCAAGCGAAGCGCAAAGAGCUGGAGAAGACGCUGAAGCACUCGGAUCCGCGGAAGUUCAGCGUCGAAAGGUUCUUGAGCGUGCAGAAGGAGGUCCUUCCAAAGCAUGGCUUCGAGGGGAGCCCUAAAGGAGCCGAUUUCCGUACUGAGCUUCCCGCUGGAAGAGCCACACCAGCAGGAGUCUUUGAGAUGAUGCAGCAGUUUGAUCGACCCGACCUGCAAAUCAAUGAGGAUUUCCAACGCCUGGGUGCCAUCUUGAACGACCUGCUCUUCUCGGAAGAACCGACUGGGACCGGCUCUCGUCGUGUGGAGCCCAAGGAGAUUGAGGUCACCAUCCGCCAUGCGCUGGAUGAACCACAUCUGCAGGACGGACGGUCGAUCAUCGCCGAUCCUCGAUCCAGUGCGCCGGGAUGGAGCGGCUUGGGGGACGAGGAGGCGCAGCUGUUGGUGAGCACGGACGCCACCUUUCGACAGCUCAAGGAGGCCCUGGCAGAACAGUUGGAAGAUCCCCAGGUGUUGCAGACCUGCCGCUUCGUGCGGCGCGUGGGCGAGAGCGGCGCCUUCAGCUCCUUCAUGGAGUCCGAGAGGCUGCAGACCGGCUUGGCCUCCAAUAGUGGAGGAGAUGGAUCAUGUGAAGUCUCGGAGAGUCUCGGGUUUGUCUUGAUGAUCCAUGUCUUCAUGUCGUCACACCCGGUCGGCGACACGGGGUUGGCACCGUAUCGACCUCCCCACCUGGUGGGGACCGAUCGAGCGAGCCGAUGCGAGCGGCUUGCAGGCUCCAAGCGGCUGCGCAAGCCGUUGUCGCCGCGCCUGGCCAUGGCGAAGCUGACGCCGCAGCAGGCAGUGGCGCUGCAGAAGGACUGGGGCGAUUCUGGGCAGCUUCCAUCGUGUUCCACCUGUUUUUGGGAGCUCUAUGAGGGCUUCUCUUCCCCUCUCUUUCGCGAACGUCUCAAGAAGUUGUGGCAACAGAAGCCGACCAUGGAGUCGAGGAAGUACCGCGCCGAGCGGCAGAAGCUCUUCUUGACGGUGCAGAGUGCGGUGCUGCCGAGGUAUGGCUUGGAGGGCACCGAGCGUGGAGUCUUUGAGAUGCUCUCGCAAUUUGAUCAGCCAGAGAUCCACUCGACCGAGGUGGGAUAUGAUGGGAAGGCGGAGAUUUCGCACGUCGAAAUGAGUUGUAUUUUUUGGUAG
Molecule: messenger RNA, 4035 nt
Organism: Durusdinium trenchii
Lineage: Eukaryota; Dinophyceae; Suessiales; Symbiodiniaceae
Source: the annotation of a GenBank genome assembly